Messenger RNA from Carlito syrichta (Philippine tarsier), 1074 nucleotides. RefSeq names its product chromosome unknown CXorf66 homolog (gene CUNHXorf66). The record is from RefSeq and is a predicted model, not a curated record. NCBI's taxonomy places the organism in Eukaryota, Metazoa, Chordata, Mammalia, Primates, Tarsiidae. The transcript has 3 exons. The coding region runs from base 1 to 1074 and encodes 357 amino acids.
AUGAGUCUUUUUAUUUAUGUCCUACUUUUGUCCAUUUGGACAAAUAAUUGUUUAAAUACAAGCCAAAGUAAUGGAUCUUCUACUACAGGUAUGUCUAAGUUCCUUGAAUCAAUAGAGACAAAAAUAGAAAAUUUCAGGGGACGUCUACUUGCCAUCCUAAUUGGUGUUAUGAUGAUGAGCUUUGUCUUGAUCUGUUUUUGUUUUCUCCAUUAUAAUUGUACGCACGAUGAUGCCCUCAAAUCAAGAAUGUUCAAGAAAGAAGGUACAACAACACAGUCAUUAUUUGGUAAACCCAAUACAGCCAGUCCAUGCUGUCCAGAAAAUCAACAUUUGCUACCCAAUAUAGACAAAUUAUCUAGGCCCUUGAAUUCAGAAAAGUCAUCCAUAUCAUUCAGUGCAGAAAAGUUAACCAAGUCCUCAAGUCCAGAAAGAUUAUCCAAACAAAACAAUGAAGAAAAGUUAAUCAAGUCAUUGAAUACAAAAAAGUUAUCCAGGCCACCAUGCUCAAAAAAAUUAUUCAGGUCAUCUCACUUGGAAAAGUCACAUAGGACAUGCAAUCUAGAAAAAUCAUGUAAGCCAGCCUAUGCCCAGAAGCCAGUCCGUCAAGUCAAUUCAUCCUAUCCAGAUAAGAUAGUCAGACCAACUUGUUCACUUCAUCCACGAAAUAAAGUCAUGCCACCCAAGCCUCUCAGCCACCAGAAAUUGGCUAAGCCACCCAGAUAUUCCAAUGUAAAAAGGUCAGUGAUGCUUGGCAGGGCAGUCUUGCUAUCCAGGCCUCAAUUAGCUGAAACCUGUCAAUGCUACAAAGAAAAAUGCCUUGUUUGCAAGACUUCUUCUGAGCAUUUAAUCAUUGAUAUUUCUAAGGCAAAGAAGAAAAACGCAAGAAACCUACCUGUUUCAAAAAAAGAAAAGUAUUUUUCCAGGUCUUUGUAUAAGGUAGAUACCAGGAACAAUGGAUACUAUGAUAACGUGAGUGACAGUGAUAUGAUGACUAAUGACAGUGACAAGGAGAUAACCAUUAUUUGUAACAUAAGGUAUAACGAAGUCCUCUCCAAAGGGAUUCCAAACAAUUAA